AUGCAGCAAUGGAGAGUCGUGUUCGACAUCUGGAUUGUAAACAACACGUACGUCGAUACAGUGGCCCCGACACGCGCAGGGACACCACGCGGUGUGCUGAUGGCGACGCUAACUCAAAAUUCGACCGAUGUGCCAGCCGUGGAUGCCCAGAGUGGCUCGCUCUACUACUUUCACCAGCGUCUCGGUCGCUUGGCGUACGACAAGGUCGAGCGCAUGGCAAGCGAUCCAUAUUCCGGCAUUUAA
Messenger RNA from Peronospora matthiolae, 243 nucleotides. The record is from the annotation of a GenBank genome assembly. NCBI's taxonomy places the organism in Eukaryota, Oomycota, Peronosporomycetes, Peronosporales, Peronosporaceae.